UACUAUCAGCGGCACACAGAGAGCCGAUCACCGGGACCAGCGACGCGCCAGUCGCCAGCACCACGUCCACCUCGAGGUGCUCUUCGGUCAGCGCCCAGCCCGUCGUCGGCCCCAGGAUGGCGCGGUACUCGAUGCUGCCCGUCGAGCUGCUGGCGCUGCUGGCGCUGCUGCCGCUCGCCCUGGCGCGCCCGGAGGACGCCGUCAGCGCCGCCCGCCCACGACGGCCCACCUCCGCCCCCGCCGAGUUGCAGAACUGGACUGUCUGUGAGGAGCAGUGCGCCAAGGAGCCCUGCAGCCAGUGCGACGAAGAAGACAUAUUCUGCCCAGGCCUGUGCGAGGACAGCUGCGUGUGCGGCUGCGCCGGCCACCCCGCGGGCAGCGGGAACUACACUCUGACCGUCGAGUACAUGAGCGCGCUCGAGGGGUGCUCCGUCAAGUGCGUCGCCUCGGCAGACGAGUGUGCGAGGGACUGCAGAGGGCUGAAUAAGGACUGUGAAAACGCGUGCUGGGUGGACAAGUUCAAGUGCGAUUGCGACUGCUUGGACGAGGCCCAAGCCGCCGUCACGCCGUCACUGUCGAUGACGUCUUGCAUAUUUGGAGGAGUAUUGUUCUUAUUUAUUACUGUGGUGUUUGUUGGUCUUACAUGGCUUAAAAUAAAUAAUAAAAAGUAGAUCAUGUAAUACAGAAAAUACACAAUUUCAUCCA
Frankliniella occidentalis (western flower thrips) is the source of this 705-nucleotide messenger RNA. RefSeq lists its product as uncharacterized. The record is from RefSeq and is a predicted model, not a curated record. The transcript has 2 exons. The coding region runs from base 117 to 671 and encodes 184 amino acids. Lineage: Eukaryota; Metazoa; Arthropoda; Insecta; Thysanoptera; Thripidae.